UGAAUCAAAUUGAUACGCAAUUUGGGAGUUUAGAAAUCUAUUUAGUAACUUUUUUAAUUUUGGUAACAAAUCCAAAAAAAUUCAUAGCACGUUGUCUAUUUUGGAAAGGAUUGGACCGAACAAGCCUUUAUCAGAUAUAGAGACAGAGAAAUGAAAAAACGGCACAUCGAGCUGACGCUGGAGAGAGCCCAAGUCUGAGACCCAGAAACUCUACUCUGCCUUUCCCCUAAAACAAAGAACGAUUUUAUAUUAAAGAAAGGUCAAAAAAAAAAAGAUUUGUGGAUUUCGAGGCCAAAACAUCGGGCACUUUCUUCGGUGUCUUGUGGAUAAAAGAUGAGUACACUGGAUGCGACUAGAGCAGAACUUGCUCUUAUUGUUUUGUAUUUGAAUAAGGCUGACGCAAGGGAUAAGAUAUGCAGGGCUAUACAAUACGGCUCCAAAUUCCUAAGUAACGGACAACCUGGAACAGCCCAAAACGUUGACAAAUCAACCAGCUUGGCUCGGAAAGUUUUCCGUCUUUUUAAGUUUGUCAAUGAUUUGCAUGGUCUUAUUAGCCCAGUUCCUCUAGGAACUCCCCUACCACUUGUUCUGCUGGGAAAGUCAAAAAAUGCACUGUUGUCAACAUUCUUAUUUCUCGAUCAAAUUGUCUGGCUUGGCAGAACAGGUAUCUAUAAGAACAAAGAACAAGCUGAUCUGAUUGGACGAAUAUCCCUUUUCUGUUGGAUGGGUUCCUCAAUCUGUUCCACCUUGGUUGAGCUUGGGGAGCUUCAAAGGCUAUCUGCAUCAAUGAAAAAGUUGGAAAAGAAUCUUAAGAAUAGUGAUAAGUACAAGGAUGAGGAAUACCUUACCAAGCUCCAAAAAUCAAAUGGGAGGACUCUAGCUCUUGUUAAAGCAGGAAUGGAUAUAGUUGUAGCAGUUGGGCUUCUUCAAUUGGCACCUAAGAAAGUCACACCUCGUGUAACAGGAGCCUUUGGAUUUGCUUCGUCUCUCAUUUCCUGUUAUCAGUUACUUCCAUCACCACCCAAAUCCAAGACCCACUGAAGUUGGAAGACUGUUUUGCUCAACAAGCUUGAGUAUCAAUUAAAUAAUUUAAUUGAACUUGUGAGUUAAGUUCAUAUUGAUGUAAGCUUUGAAGAAUUUGUCAGCUUGGGGCCGGAGUGACCUGGAAAAUCCUCUUCCUGUUUAGCCUCACUGUUUGUUGCAUUUCUUUCAGGAACUUAACAAAAUAAUACUAAUAUAUAUAUAUAUAUAUAUAUAUAUAUAUAUUGCUGUCAUUUGUUAACAUUGAUGAUUACAGACAGCCUACUCUGUUUUGUGUGUGCCCAAUUUAGUGACAACCCUAUGCAGAAAUUACAGGGUAAGUUAAAGGUCAUGG
Durio zibethinus is the source of this 1375-nucleotide messenger RNA. It is a transcript of the gene PEX11C, whose product is annotated as peroxin 11c. Lineage: Eukaryota; Viridiplantae; Streptophyta; Magnoliopsida; Malvales; Malvaceae. Gene Ontology annotation, biological process: peroxisome fission. The record is from RefSeq and is a predicted model, not a curated record. Gene Ontology annotation, cellular component: peroxisomal membrane.